Molecule: messenger RNA, 1832 nt
Organism: Kockovaella imperatae
Lineage: Eukaryota; Fungi; Basidiomycota; Tremellomycetes; Tremellales; Cuniculitremaceae
Product: P-loop containing nucleoside triphosphate hydrolase protein
Exons: 3
Coding region: 23-1825 (600 amino acids)
Biological process (GO): maturation of SSU-rRNA
Cellular component (GO): 90S preribosome
Molecular function (GO): ATP binding; nucleic acid binding
Source: RefSeq, a predicted model, not a curated record
AUCUCCUGCAGACUCACUCACGAUGACCUCUACAUUCAAUCUAUUGACAGCUGGAGGAGCACGAUUCGAUAAGAAGCGAUUCGCGACGGAUUUUGAGCUGUUCGAAAGCGGUUCCAAGCGCAAAGCAAAGGGCAAGGAGCGAGCUAGACCGACGGAUAUCCCAACUUCACUGGACUACUUUCAUUCUGCCCACCAUGGCACUCAGAGAGCUUCAGCCAGCGAUGACGAAGACGAGGAUUCUGAGGCAGAGUCUUCCACUUCGUCGUCUACUGUCCAACCUCCAAAACACAAAAUAACCUUGACGGGUCCUGAACCACUCCCUAAAUCCCUUCAUUCGAAUCUUCCUUCUCUUGUCACACACCCCUCACAUCCCCUUUCUUCUUCGGCUGGUAAUCCUCUCCUCGCGGCGCUCAAACACGCCAACAUUCGAUUGUUAUGGGGUGUCCAGUGUGCCGUCUCUGGUAGCUUGCUCAGUGGUCACGACACCAUGUGUAUAGCUCCCACUGGUUCUGGCAAGACCCUUUCAUACCUGUUACCUACACUGAUCGCUCUCGGUGAUCCCGCAAGAGCACUACAGGGCCGUGACGAGGGCGUGUCUGGGAUCAGAGCAUUGAUCGUCGUACCGACUCACGACCUCGCCAUCCAGAUCAAGGCAGUGGCCAAAGCGAUCACCGCUGGCCGAGCAUGGAGAGUCAUCGUCCUGAGCAAGGCGACGGAAAAGGCGGUCAUCGAAAGUGCCCCAGGGGCCACUCGGGACGGAGCAGAAGAGGCGAACACCAAGAUCGUGGAAAAAACUGAUGCUCUGGCCAUCGAUAUUCUCAUUGCAACGCCAGAACGUCUGCACCACCUGGUGGAUCAGCGUUCCAUCGACUUGUCACAAACCCGCCAUCUGGUGCUCGAUGAAGCGGACCGCCUAUUCUCAGACGACUUUAGAUCCCAGAUUGAGCCGAUCCUCGCAGCCGCCUCUCACGCAUCAUGCCUCAAGGCAUUCCUCUCCGCCACGAUUCCGUCAGGCUCAGAAGCACUAGCUAAGAAAUGGAUGAAGGGGGACUAUGUCAGGGUUGUCGUCGGCGUCAAAGAUUCUGCCGUAUCGACAGUCGAGCAGUCUCUCCUUUACACGGCAUCAGAACCUGGCAAGCUGAUGGCACUCAAACAACUCUUGUCAUCUGGAUCCCUGCCCUACCCUUCGCUCAUCUUUGUCCAAUCUGUUCAACGUGCGGAGGAUCUUUACCGAUCAUUGGUGCUGGAGAACGUCGACGCUAGCUCAGCGAUGGACGGCGUCAGGGUUGGUUUGGUUCACGGUGACAAAUCGGCCAAGGCGCGAGAUGAUGCCAUUCAGGGCUUCAGAGAAGGGAAAGUCUGGGUUCUAGUCGUCACCGAGGUUUUGGCAAGAGGAAUGGAUUUCAGAGGUGUCAAAGUGGUAGUCAACUAUGGUGUGUUGGACGACAUCUUCUUCGCGAGUCAUGUCCUCCCAUUUGCUGAUCUGACCCCCCUAGACUUUCCCCAAACUACCCAAUCUUACAUUCACCGGAUAGGUCGUACAGGUCGAGCUGGCCAACCUGGGAAAGCCAUUACCUUCUUCACCGAUGUCGACGCACCACAUCUUCGAACGAUCGCAAACGUUCUUCGCGCGAGCGGCUGCCAAGUUCCCGAAUGGAUGCUUGAGCUGAAGAAACCAGGCAAGAAUGAAAAGCACAAAGUUGCCAGAGCGCCUGUGAAACGCGCUCGAGUGGGUGAAGGUGGACGUGAUGUAGGUCGAGAGCUGGUCAAGCGUAAGCGGGAUAUGAUCGAGGCUGGCAAGCGUCGCAAGACGAAGCGUUCGUGAGCGGAUC